Messenger RNA from Botrytis sinoallii, 438 nucleotides. RefSeq lists its product as uncharacterized. Lineage: Eukaryota; Fungi; Ascomycota; Leotiomycetes; Helotiales; Sclerotiniaceae. The record is from RefSeq and is a predicted model, not a curated record. The coding region runs from base 1 to 438 and encodes 145 amino acids. The transcript has 3 exons.
AUGGUGGUAUCCCAGAACUGUAUCUCUGUUGCUAGAUCAGCGAGCCUCAAAGAGUGGUAUUCCAGAACUUUGUUUUUAUUAGGGAUCAAGCUAUCCUCAAAGAGUGAUAGAUGGAGAAAUGAGCAAGCCGCCCAAAACUAUCGAGAAGGCCCGCCCACCAUCCGCCCAAUUGAUACACCCGCCCAUAGCGUUGCUGGUGACAAUCCGGCUGGUCCAUCAGGACCCCCCCAACUACCCGCCCAACCGACCUGCGAAAGUUUGGGGCAGGAAGUUUUUGCUCGCCUUACGGCAACCGCCCAAGCAAGACGCGAGCUUGCAGAUGCUCUGGUUGAGCAAGAAAAUGCUCUGGACCUGGACCCUCUUACCGGCUAUUGGCAUGUUGGGGCAGGGGAACGAUGGGAAGAGAAGGCGAAGUCCGGAGGGUGGGACACGGGAUAG